CUGCCGUUGGCCGGCGCGGUUGGUUGUUCGGAGAGUAAUGGCAGCUGCCGGGCGGGGGUGGUCGUUCGUUCAGUCGUAUUGACUGAGCGCUUACUGGGUGCGGAGCACUGUGCUGAGCGCUUGAAGGGCGCAGACCGCGAUCCCCCCACCCCGCGGGGAGGCCCAGCCAGAAAACGAGGAAAAACCGGCCUAAUGAUGGCGUAUUCAACUUCUUCCCAAAUUACUCUGGUUCUGGUUUUUGGAUUCACUCUUGGCUGAAUACGACUUACUGUGACUUUAGCUAAAAAAGUAAACAGGUCAUGGCACGCUUAACUAAAAGACGACAGGCGGAUACAAAAGCUAUCCAGCAUCUUUGGGCAGCUAUUGAGAUCAUCCGGAACCAGAAGCAAAUUGCUAACAUUGACCGUAUUACAAAGUAUAUGUCCCGAGUCCAUGGUAUGCAUCCAAAAGAGACCACCCGUCAGCUGAGCUUAGCGGUGAAAGAUGGUCUUAUUGUUGAAACUCUAACUGUGGGCUGCAAGGGAUCAAAAGCUGGUAUUGAACAAGAAGGAUAUUGGUUGCCAGGAGAUGAGAUUGCCUACAGUAUGCAGCCUUUCUCCCGGACAACAACCAAAAACAAGGACUGGGAAACAGAAAAUCAUGACUGGUAUUGUUUUGAAUGCCAUUUGCCUGGAGAGGUGUUGAUAUGUGACCUGUGUUUUCGUGUGUAUCAUUCCAAGUGUUUGUCUGAUGAGUUCAGGCUUAGAGACAGCAGUAGUCACUGGCAGUGCCCAGUUUGCAGGAGCAUUAAGAAGAAAAACACAAGCAAACAGGAGAUGAGCACAUAUCUACGAUUCAUUGUGUCCCGCAUGAAGGAGCGGGCCAUAGACCUAAACAAAAAGGGAAAGGACAAUAAACACCCAAUGUACAGAAGGCUUGUACACUCAGCUGUCGAUGUCCCUACCAUUCAAGAGAAAGUGAAUGAAGGAAAGUACAGAAGUUACGAGGAAUUCAAAGCUGAUGCUCAACUGCUUCUUCACAAUACAGUGAUUUUCUACGGAGCGGACAGUGAGCAAGCUGAUAUAGCCAGAAUGCUUUACAAAGACACAUGCCAUGAGCUGGAUGAACUGCAGCUUUGCAAAAAUUGUUUUUAUUUGUCAAAUGCCCGCCCUGACAACUGGUUCUGCUAUCCUUGCAUACCUAAUCAUGAGCUGGUUUGGGCCAAAAUGAAAGGCUUUGGGUUUUGGCCAGCUAAAGUCAUGCAGAAAGAGGACAAUCAGGUUGACGUUCGUUUCUUUGGUCACCAUCACCAGAGGGCAUGGAUUCCUUCUGAAAAUAUCCAAGAUAUCACAGUUAAUAUCCAUCGGUUGCAUGUGAAGCGCAGUAUGGGCUGGAAAAAGGCCUGUGAUGAGCUGGAACUGCACCAGCGUUUCCUUCGGGAAGGAAGAUUUUGGAAAUCUAAGAAUGAAGACCGGGGUGAGGAGGAGGCAGAGUCCAGCAUCUCCUCUACCAGCAAUGAGCAGCUGAAGGUCACUCAGGAACCCAGAGCAAAGAAAGGACGACGGAAUCAAAGUGUGGAGCCCAAAAAGGAAGAGCCAGAACCUGAAACUGAAGCUGUAAGUUCCAGCCAGGAAAUCCCCACAAUGCCUCAGCCAAUUGAAAAGGUUUCCGUGUCAACCCAGACCAAGAAGUUAAGUGCCUCUUCUCCAAGAAUGCUGCAUCGGAGCACCCAGACCUCCAAUGACGGAGUGUGUCAGAACAUGUGCCAUGACAAAUACACCAAAGUCUUCAAUGACUUCAAAGACAGAAUGAAGUCUGAUCACAAGCGGGAGACCGAACGCGUUGUGAGAGAAGCACUGGAGAAGCUGCGUACAGAGAUGGAGGAAGAAAAAAGGCAGGCUGUAAAUAAAGCUGUGGCCAACAUGCAGGGAGAGAUGGACAAAAAAUGUAAGCAGGUAAAGGAAAAGUGUAAAGAAGAAUUUGUAGAAGAAAUUAGGAAGCUAGCGGCCCAGCACAAGCAACUGAUUUCCCAGACUAAGAAGAAGCAGUGGUGCUACAACUGUGAAGAGGAAGCCAUGUACCACUGCUGCUGGAACACAUCCUACUGCUCCAUCAAGUGUCAGCAGGAGCACUGGCAUGCGGAACACAAACGCACCUGUCGCAGAAAAAGAUGAAAGAUGCAUUCCUCCUCCUCCUCUUUCUCCUCCUCCUCCUCUAGAGAAUCACCCCGAUGAUUGCUAUUCUCAGACACAGCGGUUUUUGUUUCCAAGAAGCCAAAAUUGUUUAGAAUUUGCUUCCCAUUUUGCACCAGCCUUUAAACACUUUUUGUGAAGAAAUUUUGCACAGUAGUUUUAAUCUUCUGUUACAGAUCCCUCCGGAUUGUCCGUGAGUAAAAGUAACAUCAGUGGAGGGUAUCGUUAUUUAAAAAUACGGAAAAAAAAAAAAUCAAUUGAGAAUUUGUUGCAUUUUCAGCAAAUUUUAAAACAUUUUUAGGUUUUACAGAGAUUUUAACCUUUAGAUGAUCUUUCAGAAACAACAGGUAUACAAGUGAGUUUAACAGAGAAACAGUGAAAGUAGAUCUGAAUGUAAGAACAACUACGAAAACUGUUUCAGAAAGGAAACAUACUACCUUGAAGUAACAUUUAUUUCUUAACCUUGUUGAGCUGGUUUUGUUCAGCUUGAUUUACUGUUUAAAGGCAUUAUCUAUUGGUUGUACCAGUGGGUAUGAGAUUGAAUUUAGGGAACAGGGUUGACACAGCAGGUCCUAGUCCUGCAUAUUUUUUCUUAAAUAUUUCCCAAUUGUGUUUUUCAUUAUUUCUUUUCAAUAUAUAACUUUUAUAACAAAUUAUUAGCUUUGAUCUUGUAGUUUAAAGUUGCAGGGAACUGGGGUAAUCUUUUACUGAGCUGGAUCUUAGAGAAAAUGAAUAUUUAAACUUUUAAAGUUUGCACAUUUCAUCUUUGUCCUAACACGAGUGCUUGUAAACAAAAAAAAAAAAGAGAGAAAAAGCCAAAAACUACCUUUCUCCACCAUACAUGAAAUGAUCGAUGAGGCAUAUGAAAUUUCGUAUAACGCUUCCCUUCCCUCCCCAGAUGUCAUCUGACUGCCUAUUAUUAUCUGGUGUCACCUAUUCCAUUGCAACUUAAUACUGAAAGGAAAAGAAAGCACUUAACGUUUCACAGAAGCCGUUAUGUUUGUAGUAAUGGGUCAUUGCCUAUUGAUGAGCUCCACCCCUGUACACAGAAUGAAGAAUAAUGCAUGUUGAUUUCUUGUAUUAAAGAUGCCGUGAUUUGUAAAAAGUCUGUAUUUUGCGGAAUGUCUGGAUUAAGAAGCAUUACCAAUAGGAAUGGAUCGAUAGUUGAUUAAUUAAUGAUUUUUUUAUAUAUAGAUAUAUAAAUUGCAUCAAUGGUCAGAAACCUUUUUUUUUUUAACUAGAUGUAAAAUGUAAAUUUUUCUUUCGAAAUGUCUCAAGUUUUAAGUUUUUUUUUUCUUCCCAAGGCUGAUUGAUCUUAGACCAAGUCAAGUUCCCAUUUUCCAUCUAGCUAUUUUUUUGAGAAGAGGAAUAAUUUGUAAAUAUUUAUUUAGAUCAUUGAUAUUUAUUAAAAGCAAUCCCACCCACGGAAGUGAAAGAAUCGGGAGAAAAGCCUUUUAAAAAGUUUUCUCUGGGUUUGGUCAGGGUCACUCUAAAGAUGAAAAUGCCACUAAGUCUUCUGUGAAAUAUCAUCAAAUCCUGUUCUUUUUCGCAUACAGUGGUGACACAACCGAAUUAGCUCCUGCCAACUAGUCCACACUAUUCUAUGGAGCGUCCCGGUAGCCCCAGGAAAACCAGUGCAGCAGGAGUAACACAACAACAGGCGUGUUAAGGUUAGAGGUGGCUGGGUAAUCGGUGUGUGUUGCCACUGGGUUGUGAUGCCAGUGAAGUAGAUCGCAACCGAGGAAUAUAAACCCCGUUCGAUUUUUUUCAAAUUUCCAGAACUUCGAUCCACCCCUAUGAAAGCGAGUUAUUGUGGAAAUAUUUUUGGUGUAAAAUCAUUCCAGAGUAUGUAAUAUUUAACUGAUAGCUGCAUGAAAGUAAGAUUCGUGUUACUUUGGCUUUUUUGUCUCUGUUGACACGGUUGCACAUUUCCAAGUUACUACGGCGUGAAAACUGUGUGUUUAAGAAAAAAAAACAACAAAAACAACAAAAAAAAAAAUAAGAGAUUGUGGCCUGGUUUUUGUAUAAGUUUUAGGUAAAAUUACAAUUGAUUGUUUUAGGAAUCAUUAUUAAAAAUUAAUUUUCUGCAAAUCAUAAAGCUAUAUUAAGGUGUUGAGCUUAGCCACUCUGCACAUUGUAAUUAUUCAUUGUGGCUGUCCAGUUCUAUGAUGCAUUCUGGCAUUUUGUAAGCUGCUCUGACUAGCAAUAUAUAGAGUCAUUUAAUGUGUUAACAUUGGUUAAUAAAUGUAUUUAAAAAAACCA
This is a messenger RNA of Tachyglossus aculeatus (Australian echidna), 4433 nucleotides long. It is a transcript of the gene ZMYND11, whose product is annotated as zinc finger MYND-type containing 11. The coding region runs from base 300 to 2153 and encodes 617 amino acids. The transcript is spliced from 17 exons. The record is from RefSeq and is a predicted model, not a curated record. Gene Ontology annotation, molecular function: DNA binding; transcription corepressor activity; protein binding. Gene Ontology annotation, biological process: regulation of transcription elongation by RNA polymerase II. Lineage: Eukaryota; Metazoa; Chordata; Mammalia; Monotremata; Tachyglossidae.